AAAAAUUGAAGGACAAAAGUGAAUAAACAGUCAAUCUUAUUCACAGCUCCAAAAACAUUUUGAUCCUUCGCUGCCAUUAAUGGCGACAUCGGGAAUCAUCUCCGCCUAUCUCCGCCGCUCUAAACUCUCUCUCCUCCGCCCCACCAUUAUUUCUCUAUCCUCUUCUUCGCCAUUACCGACCACCUCGAACUCUACUCUUCCUUUGUUCUCUCGUCACACGACAUCGUUUCGUUACUUCUCUGCUCAACCAUCUGACUCAGACUUCACUCACCAACUCAAUUCAGUCACCGAGUCGGAGCUUCGUAGCUUAGGGUAUAUCGACGGUUCUCAGGUUUCUGAUGCUGCUGGUACUCUUCUCGAUGAUUUACAUCUUCCCAUUCGCUGUGUUGUCUCUUUGCUCGAUGGUUACCAUGAUCUCACUGGCCUUCCUUGGUGGAUAGUGAUUGCAUCAUCAACUGUGGCUAUGAGGAUUACUUUAUCUCCUUGGAUAUUGUUGCAGCUUCAUAAGUUGAGACAAAUAGGGGAGGUGUUCCCGAAAUUGCCUCCUCCAUUCCCACCACCUUUCUCAGGAAGGAGUUUCGUCAAUCAAUUCUCUCUUUUUUGGAGGAAAAGGCGAGAGCUUGGGUGCCCUUCAUUUUUGUGGUUUGUGGCAUCAAUUACUGUCCAGCUCCCAUGCUUUCUCUUGUGGAUGACUAGUAUCAGGAAAAUGUCAUUGGAUCAACAUCCAGGAUUUGAUACGGGUGGAAUCUUAUGGUUUCAGAAUUUGACUGAAGUAUCAAAUGGUCCUUUUGGGCUCAUUUUACCUGUGCUUAUUGCUGGUUUGCAUUUCUGUAAUAUCCAGGUCUCCUUUAGGUCCGUUUCAGCUGUUCAAGGAGAAGAAACAUUUCAUUUGUUAGCUAAAUUGUACAAAAAGUAUCUGGAACUGCUAACGCUGCCUAUCCUAAUUGUAGGAUUUUACAUACCCCAGGGAAGUCUUGUCUAUUGGGUGACCAACAGUUCGCUAAGCCUAGUGCAGCAACUCUGUCUUCAACACCCUGUUAUUAGCCAAAAGUUGGGAUUAGUGCAGAAGUCUGUGAAUGUGUCUGUUAAUUCUGAAGGGAAUGUAAAUGGUUCAACGCUGCCAGAUGCUCCAAGAAAACGCGGACCAGUGUCUGCUUUUGACUUAUCUCCUCUACAACUGGUUGAUCAAUCAGUUGCCCACCUUUCGGCAGGGAGAGUUGAUAGAGCACUUCCUUUGCUAAGAGUGGCACUUUCCAAAGAUCCCGAGUAUUAUAUAGCUUUGACUGUGUUGGGACAGGCUAUGCUACAGCUGAAAGAUUAUGAUGAAGCAGUUGAAUAUUUAGAAUGUGCUCUUUCAAAGAUAUCUCUUAGGGAUCCAACUGAUGCUGAGGCGCUUGAUUAUUUCAUUCAGGCAUCAAUGUCAGCUGGUGCUGCAUACUAUCACCAGGGCAAACUAGCUGAAUCAUUUGCACACUUCGAAAGAAUAAGGGACAUCGAAGUGCCAGAAGAACCUACAGCCAAGGCUCGUUAUUAUGAGGGAUUAAUGGUGUUUUCCAGUUUCUUAAUCAACGAAGGUCGUAAAGAUGAAGCCACCCAUUAUUUACGAAUGGCUGCUGCCUAUGAUCCGCAGUAUGCUGUAUAUUUGGAACACUUGGAUAAAGUUCGUGAUAAUUUUGUCAGUGAUCUUGCUAGCAGCAGGAGAGCAGACUACUGAACCUAUCACAAAAAACAUUCAAAAUCUGGUUAAAUACUAUUAUCUUUGCGCUUGGAGUGACGACAAAUAGUGAGGUAAUAACUGAGGCGCGUCCAUUGCUGGUUAGAUACUUCUAUUCUUUUCCAUUCAGUUCAUUUCAAUACAGGAACAAUCCCAUUAAUUUUGAGCUAGUAAAUUUGUAAUUUCACAUCCUAGAGUGGGAUGACUAACGUCUUCGAAUUUUUCGGUAACCAUUACAUAGCUAUCCUUUUUCUGAUUUAGUUCUUGCGAUCAAUGCUUGUUGGAUCAUGGUAGACCAAAAAAUUGAAAGCAAAUUUUUUCAAGUAAA
This is a messenger RNA of Amaranthus tricolor (Joseph's coat), 2042 nucleotides long. Its product is annotated as ALBINO3-like protein 2, chloroplastic. Gene Ontology annotation, cellular component: mitochondrial inner membrane. The transcript has 14 exons. Gene Ontology annotation, molecular function: membrane insertase activity; protein binding. Gene Ontology annotation, biological process: protein insertion into mitochondrial inner membrane from matrix; mitochondrial respiratory chain complex IV assembly. The coding region runs from base 80 to 1714 and encodes 544 amino acids. The record is from RefSeq and is a predicted model, not a curated record. Lineage: Eukaryota; Viridiplantae; Streptophyta; Magnoliopsida; Caryophyllales; Amaranthaceae.